This is a messenger RNA of Onychostoma macrolepis, 4501 nucleotides long. RefSeq names its product NACHT, LRR and PYD domains-containing protein 12-like. The coding region runs from base 183 to 3707 and encodes 1174 amino acids. Gene Ontology annotation, molecular function: protein binding. Lineage: Eukaryota; Metazoa; Chordata; Actinopteri; Cypriniformes; Cyprinidae. The transcript has 13 exons. The record is from RefSeq and is a predicted model, not a curated record.
CUGUUGAACAAGCUAUCACUUCAGAGGAGGAGGAAGAUACAUCACCAAAUAUUGUCAUUAUUCAAGGACAAUGGCAUCUGCUUUAAAGCUGCUUUAGGAUACCUGGAAAAAGGCAAUCUGACUUGUUCAGCCUUUAAAUUUCACAAUUUCAAGUAGUUCAGUCCAAUAGUCUAUGAAGGACGAUGGCAUCUGUAUCAGAGCUACUUUAUAAAACUCUAGAUGACCUGGAACAAGGCGAUCUGAAGAGAUUUAGGAGUCUCUUGAAACAAGAUAAGCGCAUUGGAGCUGGAAAACUGCAGAAUGCUGAUGCCACUGACAUAGUGGAUAUGAUGGUGGACAGUUAUGGACCAGAAGAAGCUGUGAAGAUCACCCUGAACAUCCUGAGUAGGAUAAACCAGAACCACCUGGCUGAAGAGUUACAGAACAAGUACACAGAAGUGCAAAAAUCAUUAGAAGCGGCUGAGAAACACACAAGAAAACAAGAUGAUUUCUGGCUGCAAGAAUUCUUGAAAACUCACAAAAUGAACAUGAAGGAGAAAGUAGAACACAUUUUUGAUAAUAAAAAGGAAAAGGAAGUACAUCUCAAGGAUAUUUACACAGAACUCUUUAUUACGCAGGGGGAUAUUAAAGAAGUUAAUAAUGAACAUGAGUUUCAGCAGAUUGAUAAUGCUUUCAAAAUCUGUAAAUCACAGGACAGGCCAAUCAAAUACAAUGAUGUAUUUAGUCUGAACAAAAAUAAGAAGAAAAAGUUUGUACUGACCAAAGGCAUUGCUGGCAUUGGAAAAACCAUUUCAGUGCACAAGUUCAUUUUGGACUGGGCAGAAGGAAAAGCCAAUGAAGAUAUAGAGUGUGUGUUUCUGCUUCCAUUCCGAAAGAUUAACUGCAUUAAAGACAGAGAGAUCUGUCUGCAUCAGUUUCUACAAAGAUUUAAUCCUGAGCUGAAGGACCUGGAAACAACAAGGAUAAAUAAGAUAUAUAGUUGUAAGCUUGCGUUUGUCUUUGAUGGACUGGAUGAGAGUCGACUGACUCUGGAUUUUGACAGUGGAAUGGCGACGAGUGUUAAGGAGCGAUCAUCUGUGGAUGAACUGUUUACAAGUCUGGUGAAUGGGACUCUGCUUCCAUCAGCGCUCGUCUGGGUGACAUCACGACCAGCAGCAGCCAAUCAGAUUCCUCCUGAGUAUGUCGGGUUGUUCACAGAGGUGCGAGGAUUCACUGACCAGCAGAAGGAGGAGUACUUCAGAAAGAGAAUCAAAGAUGAGACUCAGGCCUCCAGAAUCAUCUCACACAUUAAGAAAUCUCGCAGUCUCUACAUCAUGUGCUACAUUCCUGUUUUCUGUUGGAUCACAGCCACUGUUCUUCAGGACAUCCUAAUUGGGAAUAAUGCAGAGACCAUCAACACAACACUCACUGAAAUGUACAUCCACUUCCUUCUGAUACAGAUGAACAUGAAGAGCCAGAAGCAUGACAGAAAAACAGAGAGAGAACGUACUAAGCUCUUAGAUUCCAAUAAAACAAUGAUUUUAAAGUUAGCUAAGCUAGCAUUUGAACAACUAAAGAAGGAAAAUAUAGUGUUCUACGAGGAAGAUCUGAAAGCAUGUGGUAUUAAUUUGAGUGAAGACUUUGAGUCCACGGGAAUGCUUACUGAGAUCUUUCAGCAAGAAGCUGGACUUCAUGAGAUGAAGGUCUUCUGCUUCGUACAUCUGAGUGUCCAAGAGUUCCUCGCUGCAGUGCAUGUCUUCCUCUGCUUCCUGGAUAAGAACAUAGAGGAGCUUCAGUUUUUCUUUGAAGAAACGCAAAACAGAGUCUGGCACAAACGUUUGUUUCUCCGUAAGUCUAAAAGACAUAAAAUACAGAAAAAUAUUCAGAUGCAUGAUUUGCUAAAUAAGGCUGUCAAGAAAGCAAUGCAAAGUCAGAAAGGACAUUUAGACCUCUUUUUGCGGUUUCUGAUGGGCAUUUCACUGGAAUCCAGUCAGAAACUGCUCAAAGGCCUGCUCUCACAUACUGAAGACAGCAAAGACAGCAUUAUAAAAACAACUGAGCACGUAAGAGAAUUAUUACAACAAGACAUCUCACCUGAAACCUCAGUAAACCUGUUUUACUGUUUACUGGAGCUCAAUGACCAUACAUUAUAUAUGCAAAUCCAAAAGAACCUCAGAACACUUGAGAACAUUCUCUCACCUUCCAUGUGUUCACUGCUGGCCUACGUUCUGCUGAUGUCAGAGGAGGUGCUGGAUGAGUUCAACCUAUUUCAGUACAGCUUACAGGGACACCCCAGGAGACUCCUCCCAGCUGUGAGAUGCUGCAGAAAAGCAGUACUCUUAUUUUGUGAUCUCGAUGAGACUUGCUGUGAAACUGUGACUUUGGCACUGCAGAUACCAAACUCACCCAUGAUAGAGCUGGACAUGAGUGGCAAUGACCUGCUGGAUUCAGGAGUGAAGCAUCUCUCUGAUGGACUGAAGAGCCCAAACUGUCAACUGGAGAAACUGAGAUUGUGGUCCUGUAAACUCACUGGUCAGUGCUGUGAGUUUGUGGCAUCAGCUCUGCAAUCAUCAAACUCCCAUCUGACAGAGCUGAUCAUAAGUGAGAAUAAGCUGCAGGAUUCAGGAGUGAAGCUGCUCUCUGAUGGACUGAAGAGCCCAAACUGUCAGCUGGAGAAACUGAGUUUGUCAGACUGUAAACUCACUGGUCAGUGCUGUGAGUUUGUGGCAUCAGCUCUACAAUCAUCAAACUCCCGUCUGAUAGAGCUGAACAUGAGUGAGAAUGAGCUGAAGGACUCAGGAGUGAAGCUGCUCUCUGAUGGACUGAAGAGCCCAAACUGUCAGCUGGAGAAACUGAGAUUGCAUUACUGUAAACUCACUGGUGAGUGCUGUGAGUUUGUGGCAUCAGCUCUACAAUCAUCAAACUCCCAUCUGAUAGAGCUGGACAUGAGUCGCAAUGAACUGCAGGAUUCAGGAGUGAAGCUGCUCUCUGAUGGACUGAAGAGCCCAAACUGUCAACUGCAGAUACUGAGCGUGGCAGACUGUAAACUCACUGGUCAGUGCUGUGAAACUGUGGCAUCAAAUCUACAAUCAUCAAACUUCCAUCUGAUAAAGCUGGACAUGAGUCGCAAUGAGCUCCAGGACUCAGGAGUGAAGCUGCUCUCUGAUGGACUGAAGAGCCCAAACUGUCAGCUGGAGAAACUGAGUUUGUCACACUGUAAACUCACUGGUCAGUGCUGUGAGUUUGUGGCAUCAGUUCUACAAUCAUCAAACUCCCGUCUGAUAGAGCUGAACAUGAGUGAAAAUAAGCUGCAGGACUCAGGAGUGAAGCUGCUGUCUGAUGGACUGAAGAGCCCAAACUGUCAGCUGAAGAUACUAAGUUUGCUAGGCUGUAAACUCACUGGUCAGUGCUGUGAGUUUGUGGCAUCAGUUCUACAAUCAUCAAACUCCCGUCUGAUAGAUUUGAACAUGAGUGAGAAUAAGCUGCAGGACUCAGGAGUGAAGCUGCUCUCUGAUGGACUGAAGAGCCCAAACUGUCAGCUGGAGAUACUGAGAUUAUCUAGUUGUAAGGUGACAGAUACAGGCUUUCAUUAUCUGGCUUCAGCUCUGCAUUCAAACCCUUCACACCUGAGAAAGCUGGAUCUGGGCUUCAUUUACCCAUACACAUCAGGACUCAAGAUGCUCGAUGAUCUACGGAACAAUCCAAACUGUGCACUGAACGGACUCUAGUCAGAUUUUGUCGAACAAGAUUCAUCUCAUCCUGUGAAUGUUUGUAUAUAUAUUUCAGUCUAAGCAUCUACAUACUGUUGUAGCAUCAGAACGAGUCAGACAAAACUAAGAUUCAAUCAGAACAUCGAAACAUGAGGAGCUGAAAUUCCAGGAGAACAGGACAAUGUCGUAAAGAUUCCUAUCUCCGACUUCUGGAGCAAGCCUAACCAACAAGCCUCUUUCACAGAACAGCUUGCAACAUUAAGACAAAAGAAUACUCAUUGACAAGUACAAUGCCGGAAGGAGAUCGUCAAAUUUGGGACAAGUAAUCAAGAUUAAUGGUCAAAGAGAUGGCCAUCACAUGUGUUCCACAAGAGAAAUCACGAGCUUCUUUAGAUUGACUUUUCCCCCACACAUACAAGACAAAGACUGAGACUGAAAUUCCUUUGUCCAAAGAACAUGUCUUUUGGUCUCCACAGAAAUACACAGAGACUUUCUUUUGCAUAUGCACAUAAAACCAUCCUAAAAGGACAUUGCUAGGCAUAACACUAUAUUAUGUAUGUAACCCACACAUUAGAUUAUCAUGUUUUAAGCACAUAUUAUGUAUGUCUUUUAAAUAACUAUUGAAUGACUUUAAGGUUUAUUUGUGUUUGGUAUGUAUGAGCUUGACAAUUCUAGCUUGAAACGUUUCUUCCAAUUGAUUCUUUGUCAAAUGUAUCAUAUUCUGGUUAUAGAAAUCACAUCCAAAAGUGUACUUUGCCAGAGUGUGUAAAAUUCGGACCAUGUGACUGAUAACAUGCUGAUUUAUGAUGGAA